CCACCGUCAGCGACUUGCACCCAUCAAGGCGCCGAGAUUGGGCGAAUAGCAAGCAAAUACGUCCGCGUUUCUCUGCCUGCUCCCCCACCGACCUCCUCCCCUCAAUCCCCGGCGCUGACGGGAGAAAAGGCCGAGGUUGUUUUAGAACAGGCCCAGCCACCAAGGUUCGACCUGUCUAUUCCACCUCCGCACCCUCAAACACCCCACCAACAACCCAGAACCCGGCUCCCCACGGAACCAGCAACAGACAAGUUCGAGGGGAACAAAGACAACAGGCAUCAUCCCUUCACAACAGUUGCCAACAUGAACCACCACCACACUCAACAACAGCAGCAGAAAGCCGGCGAGCAACAACUUAGCGAGCCCGAGGAUAUGGAGAUGGAAGCUGGGGACACAGACGAUCCCCCGAGAAUCCCAGCCAACCCGGUGAUUAACGGGAACGUUGCCAUGGCAGACGGACACAACACAGAGGAGGACAUGGAGGAUGAUACCAGCUGGCGGUCGGAGGCGACGUGUCGUUUUGUGGUGGAGAGGUUCAGCCGGCUGAGUGAGUCUGUUCUCAGCCCUUCCUGCUUCGUCAGGAACCUGCCCUGGAAGAUCAUGGUGAUGCCUCGUUUCUACCCAGACCGGCCGCACCAGAAGAGUGUUGGCUUCUUCCUGCAGUGUAACGCAGACUCCGACUCCACGUCCUGGUCGUGCCAUGCUCAGGCCAUGCUGAAGAUCAUCAACUAUAAGGACGAUGAGAAGUCGUUCAGCCGCAGAAUCAGCCACCUCUUCUUCCACAAGGAGAACGACUGGGGCUUCUCUAACUUCAUGUCCUGGAGCGAUGUGACUGAUCCAGAGAGAGGCUUUGUGGAGGAUGAUAAAGUCUCCUUUGAAGUCUACGUGCAGGCGGACGCUCCUCACGGAGUGGCGUGGGACUCAAAGAAACACACCGGCUACGUGGGUCUGAAGAACCAGGGAGCGACAUGUUAUAUGAACAGCCUCCUACAGACCCUGUUCUUCACCAACCAGCUACGGAGGGCGGUGUACAUGAUGCCUACAGAGGGAGACGACUCGUCUAAGAGUGUUCCGCUGGCUCUACAGAGGGUUUUCUAUGAGCUGCAGCACAGCGACAAGCCCGUCGGCACCAAGAAACUCACCAAGUCCUUUGGGUGGGAGACAUUAGACAGCUUCAUGCAACAUGACGUUCAGGAGCUCUGCAGAGUGCUCCUGGACAACGUUGAGAACAAAAUGAAAGGCACCUGCGUGGAGGGAACCAUCCCCAAACUGUUCAGAGGAAAGAUGGUGUCCUAUAUCCAGUGUAAGCACGUUGACUACCGGUCAGAGCGGAUAGAGGAUUACUACGACAUCCAGCUCAGUAUCAAAGGAAAGAAAAACAUCUUUGAGUCCUUUAAGGACUACGUCGCUGUGGAGCAGCUCGACGGAGACAACAAAUACGACGCAGGAGAACACGGCCUACAGGAAGCGGAGAAGGGGGUGAAGUUCCUGACUUUCCCUCCCAUACUGCACCUGCAGCUGAUGAGGUUCAUGUACGACCCUCAGACCGACCAAAACAUCAAGAUCAACGACAGGUUUGAGUUUCCGGAGCAGCUUCCCCUGGAUGAGUUCCUCCAGAAGACUGACUCUAAGGACCCGGCCAACUACAUCCUGCACGCCGUGCUGGUGCACAGCGGCGACAACCACGGAGGACACUACGUUGUCUACCUCAACCCCAAAGGAGACGGGAAAGUCAGCGUCAAGGAACCCAUCUGGUGUAAGUUUGAUGAUGACGUGGUGUCACGGUGCACCAAGGAGGAAGCUAUUGAACACAACUACGGUGGCCAUGACGACGACCUAUCAGUACGUCACUGCACCAACGCUUACAUGCUGGUGUACAUCCGCGAGUCCAAACUCAGUGAGGUGCUGCUGGCGGUAAACGACGUGGACAUCCCCCAGCAGCUGGUGGAGCGGCUUCAGGAGGAGAAGAGGGUUGAGGCUCAGAAGAGGAAGGAGCGGCAGGAGGCCCAUCUCUACAUGCAGGUCCAGAUUGUGACAGAGGACCAGUUCUGUGGUCACCAGGGUAAUGACAUGUAUGACGAGGAGAAGGUGAAGUACACUGUGUUCAAGGUCCUGAAGAGCUCCACGCUGCAGGAGUUUGUCCAGAAUCUCUCCCAGACCAUGGGUUUCCCACAGGACCAGAUGAGGCUGUGGCCCAUGCAGGCCCGGAGCAACGGCACCAAGAGACCUGCCAUGCUGGACUACGAGGCCGACUGCAGCAAGUCUAUGAUAGACUUGAGCGACAAUGAGAAUCCCUGGACUAUAUUUUUGGAGACGGUGGAUCCUGAGAUGGCUGCCAGCGGAGCAACGUUACCCAAGUUCGACAAAGACC
Molecule: messenger RNA, 2371 nt
Organism: Salvelinus fontinalis (brook trout)
Lineage: Eukaryota; Metazoa; Chordata; Actinopteri; Salmoniformes; Salmonidae
Gene: usp7
Product: ubiquitin specific peptidase 7 (herpes virus-associated)
Biological process (GO): regulation of protein stability; protein deubiquitination
Cellular component (GO): cytosol; nucleus
Molecular function (GO): protein binding; cysteine-type deubiquitinase activity; cysteine-type endopeptidase activity
Source: RefSeq, a predicted model, not a curated record